Molecule: messenger RNA, 3660 nt
Organism: Alosa sapidissima (American shad)
Lineage: Eukaryota; Metazoa; Chordata; Actinopteri; Clupeiformes; Clupeidae
Gene: irag1
Product: murine retrovirus integration site 1 homolog
Source: RefSeq, a predicted model, not a curated record
CAUUGGAGACACUCCUGAGAGAAGCUCUACUACUCUACAGUCUGAAGGCACAAGCUGCUCUGAACAAACACUCUGUCCCCUGGAAGGUGCAGAAGCAGCAGGUCCCCAGGGACUCUCACACACACUCCUGCACUCCUCCGGCACCCGUGGCGCCCCACACACACCCUCCAGCAGAGUCUCCGAUCAGGAAGAACCCAAACCCAGACCCAGACCUCCUCUACAAGGAUACAAUCAGUUGCAGCAAACAGGUGGCACACACACCUGCCCUUCUGUCCUGUUAACUGGUGCAGCACAGCCAGCCGCUGAUAGAGAGCACAGUGAGAGUGUGUGUGAGAGUGUGUGUGAGAGUGUGUGUGAGCCAGACGUAUCUGGAGAGGGAGGAAACAGAGUUCCGUUCCACAGGAAGGAGUUGUGGCUUUACAGCAAGAAACACGAAGCAGGAUCAACAGCCUGCUGGGACCAGGCAUCAUACGACAGACAAAGGAGCCAAUCAGCACAGCCGGAUAGAGAGGGGAGCCAAUCAGCACAGCCGGAUAGAGAGGGGAGCCAAUCAGCACAGCCAGACCAAAGUGGGUGGAGUCAAGAGUCACAGUGCCAGUCUUCAGUAAAGGAGGCGGAGCCAAUCCCCUUCCUCUUCCCUCGAACCCGCUCUCGCCCCCCCCAGGCCCCCGCCAUGCCCACGCUGCCCGAGGAGGAGGAGGACUCGCCCGACAGCAGCAGCAGCUCCCCCACAUCAUACACUCCUACUCAAGGUAAAGCGGUGAAGGUUGCCGUGGCGACUCCCUCCAUUGUUCUGCCCCAGAUGGCCGCCAGCGUCCAGCCCAAUCCCCGACCUGUGGAGCAAGCCCGGGCCCAUAGUCCUCGUCCACGCCUGGCCAGAAACCUCGCCUCCCUGGGAGUCCCCAUCACCACUGUAGACUCUGAGGGCCAUGUGCUGGACCUGCUGAAGGAUGAUCUGCCGGAGCCUGCUCUGAGUGCAGAGGAGAGGAGUAGAAACCUGCUGCUGCUGGAGGAGGCCAAGAGGGUGAGCGAGCGCUUUCUCACCCGCAGGGGGCGCCGCAGCACCUGCAGCCUGUCUGACUCUCCUACAGCGCUGACUCCUAGCCCCACCCCUGGCUCCUCCCCUGUGCCCUCCAGAAGUAGCUCCACCUCCGUCCCGCCUCCGCCAGCUGACAGGUUAGAGCCCAACCUCCCCACUCCACUCCCCACCCAGCGCCAGGAGGUUCCCUCUGUGCGGGAGCAGAAUGAGGCUGAUAAGGUGGACACCGAGGCCUUGCGGCGUGUGGAGUGGCGUCCGAGUGAGAAGAGGAAGGUGUCCUCGGGGACGCUCUCCCCCCGCCACGCCCAGACGGGGGGUCUGAAGAAGGCCGCCUCCACGCCCGCCCCCACGCCCGACGACAGCCCCGCCCCCACGCCCGCCACGGGCGUGGCCAAGCCAGUGCCCCGCCCCCCCAUGCAGCAGGCGCCAUGCACGGCGGAGAUCAAGACCAUCGGGGCCUUCCCGCCACUCAUGCGCGCCGUCUCCUGGGAUACGGUGGGCACGCUCAGCCUCCGCAACGACUCAUACAGUCCCGCCCCCAAGGGGGAGGAGCCAGCCGCAGCCCCGUCCUUCAGCAAGAUGUCGGGAUACAAGGACUUCCCUGUUCCACCCGUCAACCUGCAGAAGCUAUCCAAACUCAGAGAGGAACACAAGCUGAUACGGAACAACAGCAUCUCCUCCACUAAGCUGCCCGAACUGUGUGAGACGGCCGAGCAGGAGAGAGGCCCCUCCCCCUGCCCGGUCCCUGACUCCGCCCAGGAGGAGGAGUCUAAGGAGAAGACUGACGUGCUACCCAGCAUCUCUGAUGUCAUGCUGCGCAAACUCAAACUGCACAGGGGCCUACCUGGCUGUGCACCACCUCUCUCAGAGAAGGAGGUUGAGAAUGCGUUUGUGCAGUUGUCUCUGGCGUACCGUAAUGACAGCUACACGCUGGAGACGCGGCUGAAGCAGGCGGAGAGAGAGCGGAACCUCACUGAGGAGAACACAGAGAAAGAGCUGGAGGAGUUCAAGGGCUCACUCAAGGGUACAGCGUGUCUAUGGCAGAGUCUGGAGCAGAGGGAGUCCUACCAGCGCCUCCUAGAGACCAUGGCGGUACUGCAGCGCCUGGCUAUCCGCCUGUCCAGCCGAGCUGAGAUGGUUGGAGCUGUACGCCAGGAGAAACGCAUGAACAAGGCCACAGAGGUGAUGAUGCAAUAUGUGGAGAACCUGAAAAGAACCUACGAGAAGGACCACGCGGAACUCAUGGAGUUCAAGAAACUAGCCAAUCAAAACUCCAACCGCUGCUAUGGAGGUUCCAUUGAUACAGGAGAUGAUGGAAUCCCUCGGCCCUCCCGGUCCAUGUCCCUCACCAUGGGGAAGGCAAUGCCACGCAGAAGAGUCAGUGUUGCUGUGGUUCCUAAAUUUAACCUCCUUAACAUCCCGGGCCAGACACCUGGGCAGAGUCCAGGCCAAUUACCUGUCCAGGCACCUGGGCAGAGUCCAGGCCAAUUACCUGUCCAGGCACCUGUUCAGCUACUCACACAGACGCCUGGCACCAGCUGUGGACCCACUUUGGUACAGGGUCCUAGCCCUGCACUCCCAGUCCUGUGUGAAGCCACAGUGAAGACUGCUCCUCCCAGUGAUGCAACACUACACACUGCACCAGAGAGUGGGAAACAGAGUGAAUGUGACUCCGCAGCUCCUGCCAAGAGUCUUAGUGUGGAGCAGAUCCGCUCUGAGCUGAAGGCCAAGAUAGAGGAGGAGGCUUACAAAAAAGGGUAUGAGGAGGGUCUGAAGAGGCUGAAAGAGUUGAAGGAGGAGGAGGAGAAGAAGACGGACGACACUACUAAGGAGAAGAAGGAGGAGAAAGAGGAGGAGGAGAAAGAGGAGGAGAAAGAGAAGAGUGAGGAGGUGCCAGGAGAGAGGGAUGAAGAGGCGCACAGAGAGAAGAGAAGCAACAGUCGGCUCUGGGACCUCUUGAGCGUUGUGGAGCGUUCCUGUCCUAAGGUUCUGUGGCGGAACCGUGUCAUGUGGGUGGCGCUGACGUCCCUCCUGGUUCUUUUGUUCCUCUUCAACCUCCUGGGGUUCCUUAGCAACAGCUCCGUCGCCCUCGGCGACGCCUCAUCAGAGACAGCAGACGCCCCGCCCACCCAGAACAAACUGUUCGGACUCAACGUGGGCUCAAAGGCCAAACAAGCUGCCCAAGAAUAACACACACAUGCACGCGCGCACACACACUCCUGCCUUCUAAAGACUACCCCUACCUACUUGAAUUCUGAGCACACACACACACAUGUAGAUGAAGCCAGAGAUGUUUACCUGCUCUUGUCCACUCUGUUAGUGCUGAUGACUCUGAUCUGGUGCCUCAGGUAGUGGGGUGGAGUUUGAUUGUGAGAUAUUUAAGUUCAAGUUUGAGGUUUUUAUGAUACUAGAUGUUCUUUUUCUCUCUUGCUACUCUGUUGAUGUGUAUUUAAGUGCUGGUGUGUAGAGGAUGUGAGUGUUGUGUGGGACAUGAUGUCUCUGCUGCCCCCUAGAGGCCCUGUGCUUGUUUGCGACUGAUCACCCUUCACUGUGUGCAUCACCUGUGUGUCUGCGGUGCCUACACCCCACUGAACCAGACCAAUAAAGUUCAUCCACCACCA